CAUUUUAUAUUUUUUCAUCCUCAUAUAGAUAAUCUGAACAAUUGAAAUAGCUAUAAUAGCUAUAUAAAGUUCAACAGUCUGAUAGAGCAGUCAAGUUAUUUACCUUAAUACUCAAUUAAUUUCUGGUUUCAACAGUUUUAGCAAACCAUCCAUGUGUAUUUCAUUAUUUAUUUAAUUAGCAUCGAUUAAUCAGUGAAAAACUACAACAAUUAUGGUUUUUGAAUCGUUUUGUGGUCACUCACUUUGGGAUCCUGAAAUAUCAUGUAACUCAUAUCGGCCCAUGUUUUCGCCUUGUUUAACGGAAACAGUUGCUUUAUGGUUCUCUACAGGCUUCUUAUGGAUUGGUUCACCAAUAGCUGUUUAUGGAGCCUUUAAAGCUUACAAGCCUAGGUUACCCUACACCAAAAGGUUGGUCAUAAGAUGGACUGCAAGCUUAGCACUUUGUGUUUUAACUCUUUAUGAGUUGAUUAGUGUGAACAUUAGAAGCUCCAAUGGCUUUGAUAUUUACCCAUAUCAAAAAGUAUCUGCAGCUAUUCGAUUGAUUUCCUUUUGCAUGACAACUGUUUUACUAGUUGUGUAUCAACGUAAAGGAAUCCAUUCGUCUGGUUUAUUAUUCGUGUAUUGGCUCCUAAUGGCUUUGACGAUGUCUAUCAAUUAUUGGUCCUUGAUUGAUGCAAAUAAUAAUAGAAAUCUUAAACGUUGGCAUGUUGACGCUGAAGAUUUUACCAUAAGGACGAUACAAUUGAGUCUAAUUUGGAUCCUGCUGGUCUUCAAUUGUUUUGUUGAUACAAGAAAAACGUUAAAUAGCACUGAUAAGCAGACAAUCCAGAUUGAAUCUCCUUACGAGUCAGCCUCAUUUCUGAGUUACCUUUUAUUCAGCUGGUACGACUCUAUGGCUUUACUUGGCUUCAAACGUACAUUAACUUCACCGGAUAUUUGGCCAUUACCAAGUGAAUAUAAAUCAAAACCUAUUGAUAGUGAAUUUUAUCGUCUUAUAGCUGCUGGAACUAAAUAUACUUUUACUGACUCUUCGAAAGCAUCGAAAGCUAAUGGUGAACAGGUUGAAAAAUUGGAUCUAAAGACCACCAAGACAAUGAAGUUGUCAUUGCUGAAAAUUUUGUUGAAAGGAUUCUGGCCAUACUUUGUUUUAAGUGGGCUUUUCAAGCUUGUUUCAUCAGUUUUAAUAUUUUCAAAUCCACUAUUUAUGGAUUAUCUUUUAACUUUUGUCAAAGCUACCGAUAAGCCUGCUUGGCAUGGUGUUUUCAUUGCACUUGGGAUGUUUGUAAUAACAUUCAUAAGUUCAAUGUUUGAUGCUCAUUAUGAAUUCUUGAUUCAAACAACUUCAAUGAAAAUCAAGUCAGCAUUGAUAGCAAGUGUUUAUCAAAAGACUCUUCGAUUGUCAAGUGCUGCUCGACAAUCUUAUACCACUGGAGAGAUUAUUAAUUUAAUGGCUGUCGAUCUUGACCGUAUUGUUGAAUAUGUCAACAUAAUGAAUUACCUGUGGUUUCCACCAAUUCAAUUGAUCAUUGCGAUUUUCUUUUUAUGGAGGCAACUUGGUGUUGCUUCAAUUGCUGGUUUAGCUGUGGUUGUCAUUUUGAUACCUUGCAAUGGUUAUGUAGCCCAUCGCCUUGAGGUUUUAGAAGAUAAAAUUUUGACCCAAAAGGAUAAAAGAUCAAAGUUAAUGUCCGAAAUUCUCAAUGGAAUGAAAGUGUUGAAGCUUUAUGCUUGGGAAGGUGCAUUUGGUGACAGAGUUACUGCUAUUCGAGCAAGAGAACUUAAAUAUCAAAGAUCUGACGCUUUCUGGGAAACUGGAAUUUACUUUGCUUUUGAUUGUCUUCCUUUUCUGAUGAAUUUAGUCAACUUUGCGACAUUUGCCCUUUUAAGUUCAAGUAACAUACUUGACGCUAACAAAGCUUUUGUGUCAAUUACAUUGAUAGGUAUAUUACAAGAUCCACUUGCCUUUUUACCAAUGGUUAUUGCUUACGGAGCCAAUUUUGUAACAUCACUUCGUCGUGUAAAUGAGUUUCUUCAGUGUGACGAGCUUGAUCCAAAUACAAUUGACCAUGAACCUGCCCAUGAAACUCCGAUAAAAGUUGAAAAUGCUACCUUCUGUUGGUCUUAUGGUGAUGAACCAAUAAUCUCAAAAUUAAAUCUGUCUAUCGAACGUAAUAAAUUGGUGGCAAUUGUUGGUACUAUUGGAAGUGGUAAAUCUUCAGUUCUUUCAGCCCUUCUUGGUGAGCUUUAUAAAAAAGAAGGUCAUGUCAACGUUCAUGGUCGAAUUGCAUACGUCCCACAAUCAGCUUGGAUCCAAAACGCAACAGUUCGUGACAAUAUACUGUUUGGGAAACCUUACGACAAAGAAAAAUAUGAGAAUGUAGUCGAAGCUUGUGCAUUAACUGCUGACCUUAAAAUAUUACCUGGUAAUGAUCAAACGGAGAUUGGUGAGAGAGGAAUCAAUGUCUCUGGUGGACAAAAGCAACGCAUUUCCAUUGCCAGAGCUGUUUAUUCAGAUACUGAUAUUUAUCUUUUGGAUGAUCCAUUGUCUGCAGUUGAUUCUCAUGUAGCAACUCAUCUUUUUGACAAAGUCAUUGGGCCAAACGGACUUCUUCGUAACAAGACUCGAGUUUUUGUAACUCAUAGACUAACCUUUUUACCACAAGUUGACGAAAUUAUUGUUCUUAAAGACGGAAAAAUUUAUGAUCACGGCAGUUUUGAUGAAUUAAUGAACAAAAAAGGAACAUUUGCAGAGUUUAUAGAUCAAUAUAUGUGUGAGGUCGAAGAAGAUGAUGAUGAAUUAAUGGAACCUUCAUUGAUUGAUAAAUCAGCUGACGAUAAAAUUGCAAGAAGGGGUUCAAAUAGAUCGACUGGAAGUGGAAGUAAACUUGUAAGAACAUUAUCAUCAUUCAAGCGAUCUUCUACAAUAUCUCAUAUUCCAAAAAAAGAAAAAUUAUUGAAAAAGGAACCAGAAGAAUCAAAGUUCAAAUUGAUUGAAAAAGAAGAAGCUGAACAAGGUUCCAUCAAAAUGAAAGUUUAUCUCGAUUACUUUUCCGCAAUCGGAUGGUUGGCUGUAUUAGGAACAAUUGCUUUCUACUUAUGUGUUUCUGUUCUCGACUUUGGGACUAACUUAUGGUUAUCUGCUUGGGCUGAUGAUGCAUCCAUUCCAGGUUCAUCCAAUAAUACAGCUUUGCGAAAUAAGCGUCUUGGUGUUUAUGCUGCUCUUGGUUUCGGUAAUGCCAUUUCUGUUUUAGCAAGUGUAAUUAUUUGUAAUUUAGCCGUACUCAAAGGUGCAACACUUAUUCACAAUCAAAUGUUGAAUCGUAUAAUUCGUGCACCAAUGUCUUUCUUCGAUACAACACCUGCAGGACGAAUCCUGAAUAGAUUCAGCAAGGAUAUCGAUAUUGCCGAUAGUGUCAUCGGACACGAAUUUCAAUUAUUCUUGUCACAGUUUUUCAGGUUGAUUGUCGCAAUUAUUGGUAUCGUUACCGGGUCUGUUUAUCUAUUAAUCGUCUUACUCGUCCUUGGUUUUGUCUACAUAUUUAUUCAGAAAAUUUACAUUGCCUCAUCACGUCAGUUACGUCGGAUCACUUCAAUUACCGAAUCACCUAUUUAUUCACACUUUGCCGAAACUAUUAACGGAGCAUCAUCUAUUCGCGCCUUCAAUUCGUCUGACAGGUUUAUUGAAGAGUGCUACAAUCGAGUCGAUACCAGUAAUAGAUCAUUUUUCUUGAGCAUUGGAGCCAGUCGUUGGCUAUCUAUUAGACUUGAGUUUCUCGGUAACAUAGUAGUUACAUUAGCUGUGAUUUUGGUUGUGAGCACUCGAGAUUCAUUGAGUGCUGGUGAAGCUGGUUUAUCAAUUAGCUAUUCUUUUGAAAUAACGUCACUUCUCAGUUAUUUGAUUAUGUCAAUCUCUAACAUUGAAACUAAUAUUGUUUCCAUCGAAAGAUGCUUAGAGUUCACAAGAACUGAAACAGAGGCUGCAUGGGUAAACGAGAAUAAACGACCAACUCAAAAAUGGCCUGAUAGAGGAGAAAUCAUUUUCAGAGAUUACAGUACACGCUAUAGACCAGGACUUGAUUUAGUUUUAAAAAAUAUUGGUGUCACAAUUCAUCCCAGAGAAAAGGUUGGAAUUGUUGGUCGAACUGGAGCUGGUAAAUCAUCUCUUACACUUGCAUUAUUCCGUUUAAUUGAACCAGCAAAUGGAAUGAUAAUUAUUGAUGAUCAAGAUAUAACUCAAUUUGGAUUACACGAUUUGCGAUCACGAUUAACCGUCAUACCUCAAGAUCCUGUUUUAUUCUCAGCCUCUUUCAGAGACAAUUUUGAUCCAUUCCAAAAACAUACAGACCAAGAAAUUUGGACAGCGUUGGAACAAGCAAAUCUUAAACAAUUUGUUGACAAUCUCGAGAAUGGACUUGAUUACGAAAUUUCUGAAGGUGGUGAAAAUCUAAGUGUUGGUCAACGGCAAUUAGUGUGUUUGACUAGAGCUCUUUUACGUAAAACUAAGAUUCUCGUACUUGAUGAAGCCACAGCUGCAGUUGACGUUGAAACUGAUGAACUUAUUCAAGAAACGAUCAGAAGAGAGUUUACUGAUUGUACAAUUGUGACAAUUGCUCAUCGUUUAAAUACAAUUAUGGAUUAUGAUAAAAUUAUGGUGAUGGAUAAAGGAAAUAUAAUUGAAUAUGAUUCCCCAAGCAGCCUCUUAGCCAAUGAAGAAACCGAAUUUUAUUCUAUGGCAAAAGAUGCCAAAAUUGUUUAAAUAGUUACAAUUGUUACUGAAAGUGAUCGGGCCACUUUUAAAUUAUAAUUUGAUCUCACAAUCCCAAUUUUAUUUGAACCAACCCGCAACUCAAACUCCUUUGCUGCCUUGCUCUUUGCUUGUUCAAAAGCACCAAACUAUUACAAGCAAGAUAUCGUAUUUAAACCAAGAAUACAUAUUAAUAAUCUACUUUUCAAAAUAAAUUUAAUUUAACGAUUAA
This is a messenger RNA of Tetranychus urticae (two-spotted spider mite), 4973 nucleotides long. RefSeq names its product ATP-binding cassette sub-family C member 1-like. Gene Ontology annotation, biological process: transmembrane transport. Gene Ontology annotation, cellular component: membrane. The record is from RefSeq and is a predicted model, not a curated record. Lineage: Eukaryota; Metazoa; Arthropoda; Arachnida; Trombidiformes; Tetranychidae. Gene Ontology annotation, molecular function: ABC-type transporter activity; ATP hydrolysis activity; ATP binding.